Aspergillus brunneoviolaceus CBS 621.78 is the source of this 1122-nucleotide messenger RNA. Its product is annotated as peptidyl-prolyl cis-trans isomerase D. Gene Ontology annotation, cellular component: intracellular membrane-bounded organelle. NCBI's taxonomy places the organism in Eukaryota, Fungi, Ascomycota, Eurotiomycetes, Eurotiales, Aspergillaceae. Gene Ontology annotation, molecular function: peptidyl-prolyl cis-trans isomerase activity; protein binding. The transcript has 5 exons. Gene Ontology annotation, biological process: protein peptidyl-prolyl isomerization; protein folding. Bases 1 to 1122 code for a protein of 373 amino acids. The record is from RefSeq and is a predicted model, not a curated record.
AUGGCUGAGUCUCAGCGCCGCCCCCGUGUCUUCUUUGACAUUCAAAUCGGUGAACAGAAGGCCGGUCGCAUUGCUCUCGAGCUGUUCAACGAUGUUGUUCCCAAGACCGCAGAGAACUUCCGUGCACUCUCCACAGGCGAGAAGGGCGUGGGCAAGCAGGGCAAGCCAUUGAGCUUCAAGGGUUCCAUCUUCCACCGUGUGAUCAAGCAGUUCAUGAUCCAGGGUGGUGACUUCACUGCAUUCAACGGCACUGGCGGCGAAUCCAUCUACGGCGAGAAGUUCCCCGACGAGAACUUCGACCUCAAGCAUGACCGGCCUUUCCUCCUCUCCAUGGCCAACUCCGGCCCCGGCACCAACGGCAGUCAGUUCUUCAUCACUACUGUCCCCACUCCUCACCUUGACGGCAAGCACGUCGUCUUCGGCGAGGUAAUCAACGGAAAGAGCGUUGUUCGCAAGAUCGAGAACAUGUCUACCCAGGCAGACAAGCCCACCACGGACGUCACCAUUGUCGACUGCGGCGAGCUCACCGGCCAAGACUACGAGGAUGCCGACAAGCAGACCCCUGAUGCAACUGGCGACCCCUACGAGGAUUUCCCCGAUGACCACCAGGGCGAGCAGCUGAGUGCUCCGGUGUGCUACAAGAUCGCCGCUGAGUUGAAGAACUUCGGAAACGCCGCCUUUAAGAGCGGCAACAUCGCCCUUGGUCUCGAAAAGUACCAGAAGGGUUUGCGCUACCUCAACGAGUUCCCCGAGCCCGACGAGCAGGACCCUAAGGAGCUUGGCCCCCAGAUGAAGGCUCUCCGCUUCACCCUCCACUCCAACUCUUCCCUCCUGGCGAACAAGCUCGGCCAAUUCAAGAACGCUCAGACUUGGGCUACUUACGCCCUCGAUGUGGCUGCUGCUGCCGAGGCCAAGGAUGCCGAUAAGGCCAAGGCGUACUACCGCCGUGCCGUUGCCCUGAGCGGCCUGAAGGAGGAGGACGAGGCCCUGAAGGACCUCCAAGAGGCCGAUCGUCUGGCCCCCGGUGAUGCUGGUAUUACCAACGAAAUCGCCAAGGUGAAGAAGGCUCUUAAGGAUCGCGUGGCUAAGGAGCGCGUUGCCGCUCAGAAAUUCUUCUCGUGA